Molecule: messenger RNA, 1146 nt
Organism: Mugil cephalus (flathead mullet)
Lineage: Eukaryota; Metazoa; Chordata; Actinopteri; Mugiliformes; Mugilidae
Gene: nudt17
Product: nudix (nucleoside diphosphate linked moiety X)-type motif 17
Exons: 9
Coding region: 138-1049 (303 amino acids)
Biological process (GO): NAD+ catabolic process; NADP+ catabolic process
Cellular component (GO): cytosol
Molecular function (GO): NADH pyrophosphatase activity
Source: RefSeq, a predicted model, not a curated record
UUCGGUGUGAGUUUCUACGGUUCUUUUCUUCUUAGUAUCAUUAUAUUUAAACGUAAAAAGAGACAGUGACGUCUCUGAAAGGUUAUGCAGAAAGAUAACACGUUUAUUUAUUUAAAUGUAGCCGCGGUUAACUAGAGAUGGCUGGAGGACACAUGGAGGCAAUGAGGAGGAUCCUGGUCUACGUCCGGAAGGACGGAGCGUCUCCACGGAGAGCACAGUUCAUCCAGAGUUUAACGAGUCUCUUCUGUGACGGAGGUGAUGAUGAGGUGGAGGUCAGCUGUUUUCUGGACAGAGACAAGUUCAUCGUUCACAGAGGAGACGGAGAAACUCGAGUUCAUCUGAAGAGACCUGCCUUCUGUCCCAUCAAACACCUGUCAGUCACGGAGGCCGCUGCAAUCCCAUUGGACGUCCGGCAGCGCGGCGUGGACGUGGGUGUGGCCAUCCUCCUGCAGACAGCCAAUCAGAGAGUGCUUCUGACCCGGAGGGCCAAGGAGCUUCGGAUCUUCCCCAACGUCUGGGUUCCUCCAGGCGGCCAUGUUGAAGGGGGCGAGACGCUGCUGGAUGCAGGACUCAGGGAGUUAAAGGAGGAAACUGGACUCAAACUGGAGCCUGAGGAAGUUUCUCCAGCGAUACUGGGGCUGUGGGAGUCGGUGUUUCCUCCCAUGUUGUCCAGAGGACUUCCUGUGAGACAUCACAUCGUGGUCUACAUGUUGCUGCACUCGUCCCUCUCUCACCAGCAGCUUCAGGCCCAUCUGAGCCCGUCCCCCGCUGAGGUCAGUGCUUGUGUUUGGGCCGACAGCCGGCUGGUCAGAGCCGUGGUGUCGGCUGUGGACGGGGACGGAGACGGAGACGGAGACGUCCCAGUGGACGACCUGCCGAGCAGCAUCAGUGUUUCUCAGGUGUCUGCAGACGGAGCUCUGACCGACUCCUCCCUCCCUCUGGCGGUUUUUAUCAAUCGGGCCCCGGCCAGCGGUCCGGACGUGGAGCGGGUCAGCACCGGCACCAAGUUCGCCCUGGAGCUGUGGCUGAGGAGACUGGAAAGACCCUGACCCCUGACCCCUGACCCCUGACCCCUGGAUCAGACUUUCAUUUAAUCUGUCAUGAACGUUGUUGCUGCUUUUCUAAAUUAAACUCAGAUUCUGUUCA